CAUCGCGCAAACUCACGGCUACCGUAGCAGCGAUAAUCAUCGAUCUAUGGUGGAAUUUACAGCUGGCAGAUUUUUGUAGAAAUUGUGGCUUGCUGCUUUGUCUGAUCAAGGAGGUAGCUUCCUUCACGUGCAGCCAAUAUUACACACAAUCAACCCUUCAUGCCCAUGAGCACAACAAGACAAGAAGCACGGCUUCACACCGACUUGAACAACGGUGUCUGAAUGACAGGAGACAAACAAAUCAAGCAAUCUUUUAAUAAUGCAUCGAUUUAACACAGUCUAAUCUUGGAACUCGAUGCCGACUGGGAAAUGGAGUCUCCAGCUGUUGACGGACAGUGCUUGCGUAAAUCACAGAUCAUCGUCUUGCCACCGAAGAUGGAGGAGGGUAUGAAGAGGAAGUGUUGUAGAGGUUCAUCAAGGGCUGCUGAUUCGACCUUAAAUUGGAGGUCACACUGGAUUCAAAAUGUGACAUUGCUCCUGUUCGUGAUGGUGCUAACAGUAUUACCAGCUUCCAUAGAUGGGACGUGCAUAACAGGAAAGAAAAUGAGGGGCUAUGUUCCUAGUGAUGAACACACAUUAAAUGAUUAUAAACUAAUAAAAGAUUCAAGAUCAUUGGAUGAAUGCAUUACAUUUUGUUGCCAGUCACAAGUGUGUGAUAUGGUGUGGAUGAUGACCGACAGUUGUUAUUCUGUUCAGUGCUUCAGCGAAGAAACAUGCCAGUUUGGAGAAAGCCGUGAAAUGCCGAGCGACACGACGGUAGUUCAAAUUACCCACCAAUCAGAUCAUGAAACAACAUCCAGUGGGCAGUGUAUUCCAGGAUUCAAUGACUGCCAAUACAAUGAAGUGUGUCGGAGAGACCCGACGUACGAAUGGAAUACCUGCCAGUGCCAGGCCGGCUUCUCUAGAGAUUUGUACGGGGAAUGUGUCUAUGAUGAAAGUACAUAUACUGGACUCGACAGCAGAUCACAGACCUCUCCACCUCAGCCAGAGGACCUUGGCAAUCUCAAGCUCUGUUACAGUGAUGGUGAUUGCGAACAAGGAGAAUUCUGCUUUGGACUUGAUCUUUACGACAAUGGCAUAUGUGCAUCAGCUGCACAUUUUCAAAGAAAGCGUGAAGAUUCUUUACGAGAUUUACCCACAACUCAACAUCCUUUAUCUGCAGAGACGAAAAGACCUACUCUUGCUAUCGAUAACACUACACCACUCCAAACGGGUGAAGUUAGUACCAGUGGACUGAUAACCCCUUCUGUGGUAGAGAUGCCUGCUAAGAAGGAUGGCAGUGAUUCAAGCAAUGGCACUGAGGUUAAAUCAAGCGGUGUCGUAGAAACGACAGUGAACACAUCCGAUGGUAACAAACAUAUCCCUGAUACCACCCCCUUGUUGCAUGAUCAAAACCCCACCACCGCCCCCCGUUCGACAACAGCACCACCUCUUUCAUCUCCUCUGCUAGCUACCACUUCUACUACCUUAGGUAGCGGGGGAACGCACCCCUUUGUUCAGCUGACAGUUUCACUGGGCGAGAGUAAAUUCCUUCAGCUGCCAGAGGAGACCAGCGUGACUCUUCACGCCUUUGUCCUCCCUGACGAUCAACCUUACACCUACCAGUAUCAGGUGGUCACUCAGCCAGAGGGCAGCUCUGCACAGAUGUCUUCAGAUGAUCCAGCCGAACCACAAGUUACCAUCUCACGGUUGAUAGCUGGUUUUUACCAGUUCAAGGUUUCCGUGGAGGGGUCAAGGUCAUUUGGUGCAGGUCAGGUCAACGUGACGGUCAUUCCCCCGCCUAGAAUCAAUCAGCCCCUAGCGGUCAUCCAGCCAGCCAUGCAGGUGGUGCUGCUACCAAACUCAGCCACCAUAUUAGAUGGAUCUGGAAGUACCGACGAUGAUGAUGACAGGAUAGCAAGUUACAGUUGGAAUCAAGUCAAAGGACCGUUGAAUGACCAUGAGAUCAGUGGUGACCAAGAUACCUUAGAAUUGACCGAUCUCAAACCGGGUGUUUAUCUCAUCAGGUUGACUGUUACAGAUUACGAUGGAGCUUCUAAUUCUACCAUAGCAAAUGUCACUGUUAAAGAAGAGGAGGAUUAUAAACCUCAUGCCCAAGCUGGUCCUGAUGUCGAGAUCAAGCUUCCUGUAGACUUCACAACACUCAACGGUUCCAAGAGCAGUGAUGAUCACGGUAUUACCAGCUAUGAGUGGACCAAGAUGACUGAUAGAGUGGCUGAUAUGACAGGAUCUUCAUCCAAGAUACUUCACCUUACUGGGCUAGAAGAGGGAACGUAUGUCUUCAAGUUGACUGUCACUGAUGCUAAAGAUCAAAAGGAUUCUGAUACAGCUACCGUGAUUGUCAAACCAGAACACAAUACCCCUCCUUCUGCGGAUGCUGGACCUGAUAAGGAGCUUAUGUUACCUUCCGAUACCACCUCUCUGGACGGGAGUGGUAGUACAGAUGAUCAAGGCAUAGAAUCCUAUCAUUGGGAACAAGUUAGUGGUCCAAGUGAUGCUGUAUUGACCAACCCUGACCAAGCAACGGUAGAUGUGGCUGGACUUGGUGAAGGGGCUUAUGUCUUUAGCUUGACCGUCCAAGAUGGUCAGGGUGUAUCGGACAGCGCGCAGGUCACUGUUACUGUAAAGAGAGAGAGAAAUCAACCACCUGUUGCUAGGAUUGGACCUGAUCAAGAGCUAAUCCUCCCUUCAACAUCGUUAGAGGUUGAUGGAUCCCAAUCCUCAGAUGAUAAGGGUAUAGUUUCUUAUCUCUGGACGAGGAGUAAUCAAAGUCCUGCUGCAGGGGUGGUUGUUGGAAACUCUAAUCACGAACCAAUCCUUCGAAUGGUAGACCUUGUUCCAGGGCAGUAUAAAUUCACUCUCAAUGUCUCUGAUGCCAAGGGUGCGUAUGGCACAGAUACGACUGUCAUCACAGUCAAGGAAGACCCCCACAUCCUCUCUCGGGUUCAGAUUGUGUUUGAUGAAGAUAUCACAUUGUUUACUGAGCAAGAUAAGAAUGAUCUGAUAAUGCCACUUGCUGUGAUGCUGGGAGUCAACAAUGGUGAUGUCAUCAUCCAAAGAAUUGCAUUAACAGACAGUAAAAUGCUAAAGGUUGAGUUUCUAGCAUUCAACAAAACAUCUCAUAAACCACUCCCUGGACCCGAGGUCUUAAAGAGAUUGAAGAGCAAAGACAUUAUGUCACAGUCAGCAUUACUCAAACAUAGUAUAUUAGAGUAUGACACAGUAGUUUGUCAGAAGAACUGUUCCAACCACGGUCAUUGUGACCCCUACACAAAACGCUGUGUGUGCGAGACAUUCUGGAUGGAGAACUUUAUCAGGGUAAAAUUCCAAGAUGGAGAAAGCAACUGUGAUUGGAGUAUUCUAUAUGUAAUUAUUGUAUGUUUCUUGGUGCUAGUGGCCCUUGGUGUAUGUGUAUGGUUAAUAGCCUGCUGCUGUGCAAGAAGGAAGAGAAAUUCAGCAAUUUCUUUGAGUGAAUUUUUGAGGAGAAAAAAGAGAGGAAGAAGGCGGCAUCGCUACACUCUGUUAGAAGAUCAGGAAGGCAAUGAUAUGAUGGAGAUGCAUCCAAAAAUGGGAAAUGGUAAGCAGAGUAGCAGCAUCAUGAUAUCUGAAUCGGGAGAAGAUAGCGAUGAUGAGACUACCGUCUUUGACAUUAAGCGACAGGAUCGGAACGGAUCCAAACCCGCCAAUGGCUAUACAACGGGCAAGCAUCGAUCAAGCAGGAUCCCACAUAGGACUGAUAAACUUUGAAUCCUUCGAGUCUUUGCCAUGAUGCGAUGGAAGUUUAUUUUAUUUGUCAGAUUCUGAGGACAGUUUUUGUGUUGAAUUGAGAAUUGACUCGCGUAGAGUGGCAGAUGGGAUACCUUGAUUUUAUUUAUGUUUUGGAUAUAGUGAUUCAGCAUUGUUUAUGUGAGAGGACAUAGCCGUCCAGAAAUGAAGAAGACUUGGUUACAUUUUGAUUUGAUUACAAGGAAUGCACCGAAACCACCGACUUCCAUACAGAGGCAUGGGACUGAGGCAGAACCAAACGUGUAGAGAGAAAUCUUGUUUUCUGAUGAAGUUCUUUCUCUGUCAAGUUCUUUCAUGGAUCAAGGGGCAGUUUAACGGAUUGUGUUUUCUUUCUUUUAGAUUUUCCAUUAUUUACAUCCAGCCUGUUUCUUGGACAAAUACUGCACGGAAAUUAAUCCCCCCUUUUUUUCUCUCUCGCUAUCUCUUCUAUUUUAUUCUUAUUCUAGCCUCUUCUUUAAUAUUUUGUUUACUUAGACAACAAUCUUUCACCCAUACUUUGCCUGUUGUGUGUGAAUAAUACCUUUAUUUGCGAGGGGGGAGAUGGCAAAAGACAAAAUUGAAAUUCUGAAUAUAUAAUGUAUUUAUCUAUUUCCAGCACUUGACAUCCAUUUGUCGUUAUCAAACGCAUUGUGGUUGAAAGGACUUGUAGUUAUAAUUUCGUCUUAGAUCAUUUCCUCGAUGUCAAAAAAAAUAAUUUCCUUGUCCAUAAAUGAAAAAAAUGAUUGACAACUCAUGAAGAAUUCAUUGUUUUAUACCCUGGUUGAUAACUCAAACAAAAAUUUUGUGAAUGAUUCUCAUCAAUAUCUAAUAUCAGACCAAAAAAAGAAAUUAUAUAAAACAACUUCAUUGGGCUAAUUUCUAAGCUCAUCUGCCAAAAUUUGCUAUUGUAUUACAGUUAAUAUUAGGCCCUAUGGGAGGUUCAGUGGCUCUUUUAUAUUUUU
Lytechinus variegatus (green sea urchin) is the source of this 4727-nucleotide messenger RNA. Its product is annotated as dyslexia-associated protein KIAA0319-like protein. The record is from RefSeq and is a predicted model, not a curated record. NCBI's taxonomy places the organism in Eukaryota, Metazoa, Echinodermata, Echinoidea, Temnopleuroida, Toxopneustidae. Gene Ontology annotation, cellular component: plasma membrane; cytoplasmic vesicle.